This is a messenger RNA of Helicoverpa zea (corn earworm), 4560 nucleotides long. RefSeq lists its product as uncharacterized. The record is from RefSeq and is a predicted model, not a curated record. NCBI's taxonomy places the organism in Eukaryota, Metazoa, Arthropoda, Insecta, Lepidoptera, Noctuidae. Gene Ontology annotation, molecular function: aspartic-type endopeptidase activity; nucleic acid binding. The transcript has a single exon. The coding region runs from base 1 to 4560 and encodes 1519 amino acids. Gene Ontology annotation, biological process: DNA integration; proteolysis.
AUGUAUAAUAAUAAGAGAUUUUUGGCAAACGGAAUAGUUAAAACUUUAUUUAAUCAAAAGGCCAUAAUUGGAGAGUCCGCAACGGAUAUUAAAAACCUUCUAAGUACAACCACUGAUUGUUUAGAAUCAAUAAAAAAUUUAGAUAUAGAUCUUGCCUCAAUUUUGAUUAUACACAUUAUCACUGAGAAGCUUGAUAAAGUAACUAGAAGGGCAUGGGAGUUGAAGGUAUCAUCUGAUCCUAAGGACGACCUUCCUACUUUCGAUGAACUGAAAGAAUUCCUGGUUAAUCGAUUUAGGGCUUUAGAGAAUCUAGAAACGAAAGUAGAGAGGGUUCCAAAGACUACACGGGCAUUACAUGUAGUUAAAGAUAAAGGGGUAUCUUGUACCUUUUGUACAGGUGAGCACAAAUUAAGUUCAUGUCCAAAAUUUAUUAAGGAAAGUACGGAAAAUCGGCGAAACUUUGUUCUAAAGAACAAAUUAUGUUUCAUCUGCCUGCUCAGCAACCACUCUGUUAAGUUUUGUAAAAACACUCUCAAGUGCCAGGUGUGCAAACGCCGCCAUCAUUCAUUGUUACACCCACAAGGUGUUGUAGGGUCGGAAGUUGGUGAGGGUAGUAGUGCUGCUCGCGCGGAAACCUCAUCGGUAACUUAUGAGGGAAAUAAGGACGCUAAUCAAGCGGAGGGAUCAAAAACACACGUAGUCUCAUGUCUUGCGACAGGAACCAGGAAAACGGUUUUAUUGACUACCGCUUUAAUCAAAGUGGAGUCGAAAGACGGAUCGUAUAGGGUUGUUAGGGCUUUACUCGAUCAAGGAUCGCAAGGUUCGUUUGUGACAGAAUCCACGGUCCAGUAUUUGGGACUACAUAAAACACCUUCAAAGCAGGUUGUGAUAGGUGUAGGUGGGGACAAAAGUGCCACGGCCAAGUCCAGCGUAAUUCUCACAUUGAGGUCUAGAAUAGACCCAAGUGUUGUCAUUAGGGUUAAUGCGUUCGUCCUGAAGUCGGUCACAGCUCUUCUCCCAUCUACGAAAGUAACCCGGGUAGAAUGGGUAGACUUGACUGAUGAUGACUUGGCUGAUCCAGAAUAUUACAGGCCUAAUAAAAUUGAUGUUUUAUUGGGUGCUGAUGUCUACAGCCAGGUCAUCCAGGAGGGUAUUAAAAAGAAUGUCACUGGGACAUUAUUAGCUCAGGACACUAAAUUAGGGUGGAUAUUGUCGGGUACCUUGGAUGUGGACCAGACAAUUAAUUCACACAUUACCGUGAUGCACUCCAGGGUUGAAGGUGACGACAUGUUGAGAAAAUUCUGGGAACUAGAGGAACCAUCUGGAACAAAAGAGAUGCUCACGGAGGAAGAAACCAAAUGUGAAGAACUAUUUAAAACAACCACGACAAGGGAUAAAGACGGCAGGUAUGUAGUAAGGUUGCCGUUACGGGACACAAACCUGGUCGAUAGGGGCGUUGAAUCCAAGGGGGUAGCUGAAAAAAGACUUAAAGGGUUAGAAGCAAGGUUAGCAAAAAAUGAUAAAUUAAAGGUCGAGUACGCUAAGGUGAUACAAGAAUAUUUAAGUCUCAACCACAUGGUAGAAGUAUCAGAUAGGGAUAAUAUAAAGGGUGUUUACUUACCUCAUCACGCUGUCAUCCGUGAGGAUAAAGAAACAACAAAGGUGCGUGUUGUAUUUGAUGCUUCCUGUAAGUAUAGCAACGGGCGGUCACUAAACGAUGAUCUAAUGGUUGGUCCGUCUUUACAAGACGAGCUUCGCCAUAUCAUUAUGCGCUGGAGGGUACAUCGAAUUUGUAUUGUGUCUGAUAUAAUUAAAAUGUACCGACAAGUUUUAGUUAAUAGGCAAGAUACUCCAUUACAACGAAUACUUUGGCGGGAUAGUCCUGAAAAGGAAACAAAGGCGUAUGAAUUGAUAACGGUUACAUUCGGUACAGCCUCGGCACCAUACUUAGCUGUGAAGGCUCUUCAACAGCUUGCAGUUGAUGAAUGCGGGGAUAAUUUAGAUAUGGCUAAAAUCAUUGUAAACGAUUUUUAUAUGGAUGAUUUAAUGUCAGGAGCUGAAACUAAAGAAGAUGCGUUUAAGAUUUAUACGGAAAUAACCAAAAUUCUAGGUAAAGGCGGAUUUAAAUUACAAAAAUGGAAAAGCAAUUGUCAAGAAUUGUUAAAUAAAAUUAGAGAUGGAAAUGAUGAAGCGUUACAGAUAAAAAUUGAUGAAUUAACAAAAAUCUUAGGACUUACCUGGAAUGCGCGCGACGAUUGCUUUCAAUACUCUCUGGAGCUUAAGCCAUUAGCUGGACCUGUAACAAAAAGGAAAAUUAUUGCGGAUAUUGCUCGAUUGUUUGAUCCAUUGGGUUGGUUAGCACCAAGCAUAAUAGUGGCAAAAACGAUGAUUCAAAAGCUGUGGUUAGCAGGGUUGCAGUGGGAUGAAGAAGUUCCAAAGAAUUUAUUAAAAGAAUGGGUUACUUACCGUGAAAACUUAGCUUCUUUAGUUGAUUUAAAAAUACCACGUUGGUUGAACACGGGAAAGAAGGUAAAACAAGAGUUAUACGGGUUUUCGGAUGCUUCCAAGUUAGCAUACGCGGCAGUUGUAUACCUUAGAGUGGUUGAUGAAAUGGGCGUUAUAUACGUUUCUUUAAUAGCUUCCAAAACGAAGGUUGCACCUGUAAAGCAAGUGUCGAUUCCUAGACUCGAGCUUUGCGGGGCAGUACUUUUAACCAAGCUUAUUUUGGAGGUUGCUGAUGUCAUGAAUAUACAAAAGGAGAAUCUUUACGCGUUCACAGAUAGCGAAGUAGUAUUGGCUUGGUUGAAUAGUCACCCGAGUCGUUGGAAGACUUUCGUUGCUAACAGAGUUUCGGAGAUUUUGAGCAAUUUAGAUACACACCAUUGGGCUCAUGUAGCAUCGAAACAAAAUCCAGCAGAUUGUGCUUCGCGUGGGAUAUGCCCGUCAGAACUUUCAAAGGUUUCUCUCUGGUGGGAAGGCCCAAAUUUCCUAAAGGAACCGGUAUUUGAAUCUAAAAGACCUAAACAGCUUGUCACACAUUUAGAAGAAAUCAAGGUGCAUACGAGUACUUUAGAUCUUUCAUUUUGGAAACGAUUCUCAAAGUUAUCAAGAAUGAUUCGCGUCAUAGCUUAUUGUCGUAGAUUCUUGAACUUGCGAAAAAAUGGAGUAUUAGAUAGGGUUAAAGGGUCGUUAUCUACACAGGAAUUAGAGAACGCAACAGAAAUAUGUAUUAAAAGAUGCCAGGAAGAAGAAUUUGCAAAUGAAUUAGAAAAAUUAAAAAGCAAUAAGGUAGGAAGGAAAAACUCAAAACUAAAUUCAUUAAAUAUAUUUUUAGAUCCGAAGGGAAUAAUAAGAGUAGGAGGUAGGCUUGAGAUGUCUCAAUUAAAUUAUGAAAGAGCGCAUCCCAUCUUAAUACCUAGGGAAUCAUUUCUGACUAAACUUUUAAUAACGGACGCACAUGAGAAAACAAUGCACGGUGGUCCGCAAUUAAUGAUCACAUACUUACGGUCAAAAUACUGGAUCAUUGGCAUAAAGGCGUUGGCAAAAAGAUAUGCGGGAAGCUGUGUGAAGUGUAUCCGAUACACAGCCAAGGUCAGAACGCAACUUAUGGGACAGUUACCAUCCUCUCGAGCAACACCUGCUAAACCUUUUCUACGAAGCGGGGUAGAUUACGCGGGCCCUAUAAGCAUUAGAGUAUCCAAGGGUCGCGGAAAUAAGUCUUACAAGGGCUAUAUAGCGUUGUUUGUAUGUAUGGUUACACGUGCGGUUCAUUUGGAAGCCGUAAGCGAUUUAAGCACAAAGGGUUUUUUGGCGGCUUUCAGGCGAUUUGUGGCUAGACGGGGUCGAUGUGCGGAACUACACAGUGACAACGGGACCAAUUUUGUAGGCGCCGCGCGCGAGUUACUUCAUUUAUUCAAUGAAGAAAGGUCAGCAUGUAAUCCCGAAUUAGCAGAUGAACUAGGGAACAACGGUACGGAGUGGCAUUUUAUCCCCCCUCAGUCCCCCAAUUUUGGAGGACUUUGGGAAGCAGGGGUAAGAUCCACGAAGCAUCACCUUAAGAGAGUGAUUGGAAAUUCAACUCUGACCUUUGAAGAGAUUACGACGGUGUUAGCUCAAAUUGAGGCGUGCCUUAAUUCGAGACCAUUGUCUUAUGUUGAGGAUCAGGAUAAAUUGACCAUUUUGACUCCAGGUCAUUUUCUAGUAGGGGAGCCUCUAGUUUUACCGCCCGAUUCAAAUUAUGAAAGGUCAAAUGUUAGCAACUUAAGACGAUGGCAUCUGCUUCAAAAAAUGAUGCAGGAGUUUUGGCGAAGAUGGUCGCACGAUUACCUUCACCAAUUUUUACAAAGACACAAAUGGCAAAAUCAAACGCCCGAGCCAUCUGUGGGUGAUAUAGUACUAAUCAAGGAGGACAAUAUGCCUCCCGGCAGGUGGUUGUUGGGCAGAGUGGAAGGCAAGCAUCCGGGUUCAGAUGGGUUAACACGUGUAGUCACCAUAAGGACCAAAUUGUCCACCAUAAAAAGACCUACGUCAAAGGUGUGUGUAUUACCUGUAGCAGAUUAA